AUGUUGUCGACAGACGAAGCGGCUGUGAAACAGGGCAAAAAUCUUAUCCGUCUGGCAUUCGGAAGUCCCGCUUUGGAGACCAAUCCUCUUGUUGGAGUCCAUUUCGACUUGAGGUAUGGUCCUCUCAAUGAGUGGCUGCUCCAACUACAGAAGGACGAGCACCGACCACGCCUCCUCACCAUACCUGACCACCCCAUGCAGUUUGAUCUCAUCAUUACCUCCGGGGCUUUUGACGGGCUACGUAAUGCUCUUCAUUGCUUAAUGAAUGAAGACGACAGUGUCAUCCUAGAGACAGAGGUCUUUGGCAACGUCACAACUGCGGUCCAGCUAUAUGGCACAGAAGUGGGCGUAGCCCAUGACGACCAGGGUAUCAUACCUGGACACCUUGAGCAACUUCUGUCCACCUGGCCACAGACACACCCAGGCAGACCCCUGCCCAAGGCCGUCUACGUCAUCACAGCUGGGAACAACCCCACAGGGUACAACUGGAGUGAGCAGCGUAUGGUGGACAUUUACUCUGUGUGCAGGAAGUACAACAUUCUCAUUCUUGAGGACGGCGCCUAUUACUUCUUACAGUUUGGUCAGGUGGUCAUUUACAACGUGUUAAACCACUGGGGUUAUGAGACAUUCCAGGAAAAAGUGACGGCUGUGGCAGAGCUGUACAGGAAGAAAGCCAUGUUCGUGGAACAAGUGGCACAGAAACAUCUCAAAGUAUCAGUGAGACAGCUGACUCGGCAGAGAGGGGACCUGAAGCGUGAGUCAGCUCGAAAGAUAUUGCAACAAUGUGAUCUCAGUCACCAUUAG
This is a messenger RNA of Aplysia californica (California sea hare), 804 nucleotides long. Its product is annotated as kynurenine/alpha-aminoadipate aminotransferase, mitochondrial-like. The transcript is spliced from 7 exons. The record is from RefSeq and is a predicted model, not a curated record. The coding region runs from base 1 to 804 and encodes 267 amino acids. Gene Ontology annotation, biological process: biosynthetic process. NCBI's taxonomy places the organism in Eukaryota, Metazoa, Mollusca, Gastropoda, Aplysiida, Aplysiidae. Gene Ontology annotation, molecular function: pyridoxal phosphate binding; transaminase activity.